AUGUCACGCCCGUUCCCUUACACAUACAUAUCUUGUCCUUGCGCCGAUACCCCGGUCCCCGAUCCGGCUAGGAAGCGAAGAUCAAGGGAGUCGCCGCAGAAAUCACCAUCGAAACCCCCACCUGAGCGUGUGAACCCCUCAGGGGAAGAUAAGAAGGAACCCACGAAAUAUGAACAACUCGAAGAGGAUGAAGAGGAAGAGCAGACCUUUGACCCUCGCUCUCCGCGAUCCAAUUUCUCGCUGUACCCACCUGAGCAACUUCUCUAUUGUGAAGAGUGUCACCAGAUCAAGUGUCCUCGAUGUAUUACCGAGGAAAUUGUGAGCUGGUUCUGUCCAAGCUGCUUGUUUGAAACGCCCAGCAGUAUGGUGCGGAGUGAUGGCAAUCGGUGUGGUCGAAACUGCUUCAAUUGCCCUGUCUGUACAGCUCCACUGGCUGUCAGUACAAUUGAGAAUGCCACUGGGAAUGGAGCCCAGCAUGGUCCAUGGGUGCUAUCCUGCGGGUAUUGUCUUUGGACCACACUGGAUAUCGGCAUCAAGUUCGACAAGCCGACAAACAUUCGCAGUCAACUGCAGAAGAUGACCGACUCUACUGCUCAGCCUGCAAUCGACAGGUCGAGACAAGCUUCUCGCACCUUUGGAGAUCUGAAAUCCCCACUUUCCACCUUUGCCUCUAUCGAUGAACAAUCCGCUGCACGCGAGCACGAAGAAGAGCAAUCUCCAUCCCAAGAACAAGAAGCACCUCCCAUGGGCACAGAUGCCCGAUUUGCGGCCUUGAAAUCAUUCUACCGUACUCAGAUCGCUGAAACAUCAUCCUCGCCGAACGACCCUCUCAGCACAGACUUUGGGUUCUCUUCACCUGGUGCCCUCAACCGGCUGAUGUCUCUCUAUGCCUCCUCUUCCCGUCUAAGCGGUCUCUAUGGCGGAAGCAAGAAGCCCAAAUCCAAGCCACCAGUCAUGCGCGAAGCCAUAACAGCAAGCGAGGGACUUCAGCUCGCUCCAGAAAAUGGCGACGAAGAUUUAAUCAAACGACUCACUUCUCCGAGCUGCGGCUGGGACGGCAUGGCAUCAACAGAGCAGCGCGCAGCCCAAUCCCCAGACGCCCGCUUCACAGACGACCUCCUCCCGCUCCCAGCCCUCCUCCGCACCAAACGAGCCAAGCGCUGCAAGUCCUGCAAACACAUCCUCGUAAAACCAGAGACAAAGCCCCAGUCCACUCGCUUCCGCAUCCGCCUCAUCGCUCUAAGCUACAUCCCCCUGCCUACCCUCCGCCCCCUAGCCCUCUCAACAUCCUCCACCCUCCCAACCAUAGCCCCAACCCCCGACCUGAACUCCCUCCCACCCCUCCGACCCGUGCAUGUUCUUCUCACACUCAAAAACCACAUGUUCGACCCCGUCCGCAUAACCCUCGCCACACCACCCGUCACACCCGGCAACGUCGCAACAAAAGUUACCGUCCUCUCGCCCCAAUUCGAGAUCGGCGCUAACAGCGAUGUCUGGGACGAGGCUUUACAAGGCGCCUCGGCCCCGCUGAAGGGUGACGCCACUGCAAUCGGUAUGCGCGGCGUCCCUGAAGCAGGCAAGGUAUGGGAUAAAGGCCGCAAUUGGACGACCGUUGUGUUGGAGGUUGUGCCUGGCACAUUGCCGGGUAGUAGUGCCGAAGGCGGGGAUGGGAAUGGGGAGGGUGAUGAGGGUGUUUUGGCUGUUGCGUCUCAGAAGGCUGAUGAGGAUGUUCUUGAGAUUCCGGUGUUUGUGCGUAUGGAUUGGGAUGCUGAUGCGCAGCUUGAUCAGGGGAAUGUUGGGAAGGGGUCUAAACCUGAUGACAAGGUUACUAGGGAAUUGGCUUAUUGGAUGGUGCUUGGUGUAGGUCGGAUUCAGCCUUCGUUGUAG
Penicillium antarcticum is the source of this 1887-nucleotide messenger RNA. RefSeq names its product putative dynactin Arp1 p62 subunit RO2. The transcript is spliced from 2 exons. NCBI's taxonomy places the organism in Eukaryota, Fungi, Ascomycota, Eurotiomycetes, Eurotiales, Aspergillaceae. Gene Ontology annotation, cellular component: dynactin complex. The coding region runs from base 1 to 1887 and encodes 628 amino acids. The record is from RefSeq and is a predicted model, not a curated record.